Messenger RNA from Neurospora hispaniola, 939 nucleotides. RefSeq lists its product as uncharacterized. The transcript is spliced from 2 exons. The record is from RefSeq and is a predicted model, not a curated record. The coding region runs from base 1 to 939 and encodes 312 amino acids. Lineage: Eukaryota; Fungi; Ascomycota; Sordariomycetes; Sordariales; Sordariaceae.
AUGUCUUCGUCCAUCUCACGGGCAUUCACGACCCGGCGGAUCAGGCAGUUUUCGCAGUCGUCGGAGCCCGACCACCCGAUCCAGCCACGGAGCAACCUCCAGAAAGUGUCGAUGACUUCCUUGCGCCACAAGAUUUCGGCCCCUGUCAAGCUCGUACACACCACCAACGUGUUGGCAUACAAUGCGCCGGAUCUUCACCCCCAGUCUGCCACUUCAACCAAAUCGUCAUUCCUGAAAUCCGACGAUGACUUGUCCGACAGCGCGCAUACUCGCACUUCAUCUCCCCCCACCAGCCCCGAUAUCGACGAGGCCCCCGAUCGGGGCCUGUCUCUAGAGCCGAACCACCUUUCCUGCUACUUCACUGCCGACAAGUUGACGACAUCUCCCGUUACCACUCACCAGCCGUCACCGCUGGCUGAGGCUCCUCUCGUUCCCACGCGCGCGCCUUCCCACACCAAGAAGUCCUACGAUUCUCGAGCCAGCUUCAACUUCUCUCAACCGCGGUCAAGGAGCACCUCUGUAUCAUCAGUCAGCACCCCCUCGUCUCCUUCGUCCUACCCAAAGAAGAGGCCGCAAGUCUCGGUCCCUCCCUCGGUCAGCCACUCGAUUCCCUCUGCUACAGCUUCCCCUGCUUCUCCGCCGAGGCAAAGACACGAAACCGAGUCACCAGCUCGCAGUCACAGGACAGAGUUCUCGCAUUCUCACCACCCCUUCGGGCAGGAAUUGGCCCAGGUAACGGAGAUCGCUGAGGAGUACGGUGUGAAGGAGAAGCUGAACGAGUUUGCUGCGGAGGAACAGGAGAUGGCGGCCACGGGACUGUGCAAGUUCAUCGCCGAGGAUUACCUAAAGGAGAUUCGGGGAUUCUUUGUUACUUUCUACGGCGUCGAGCCUGUUGAGCCUAGUACUCCGGCUGCGACCCCGGCUAGUGCGUGGAUUUGA